AUGGGUUCUGUGAUGUUGGACUGGAGGCUAUCAUGUCUUCUUCUGCAGGCAGCUGUUUUGCUGCUGCUCAGCAAGGGGGAGAGGAUGUGCCCUGCGAGUUGUCGCUGCGAAGGGAAGAUUGUUUAUUGCGAGUCGGGCAUCUUCCAAGGCAUCCCAGAAAACAUCACCACGGGAUGCCAAGGUUUGUCUCUGCGCUACAACAGCCUGCUGGUUCUGUUGCCGUACCAAUUCGCUCACCUCAAUCAGCUUAUCUGGCUUUAUUUGGACCACAACGCCAUCAAAGAUAUAGAUGCUUUAGCUUUCCAUGGUGUGCGCAGGCUCAAAGAACUCAUCCUCAGCUCCAACAAAAUAACUCAUCUGCACAAUAACACAUUCAGCGCAAUACCAAACCUGCGAAACCUGGACCUGUCCUAUAAUCAGCUGCAGUCUCUGCAGCCAGGGCAUCUUAAUGGUCUGCGCAAGCUACAAAAUCUCCACCUUCGGUCCAAUGGCCUGAAGCAGAUCCUCAUCCGUACUUUUCUUGAAUGCCGCAGCCUGGAGUUUUUGGACUUGGGUUACAAUCGUUUGCGGAGCCUUACCCGCACAACGUUCUUAGGGCUGUUCAAGCUGAAAGAACUUCAUUUAGAGCACAAUCAAUUUUCCAGGAUUAAUUUCUUCAUUUUCCCGCGCCUUACCAACCUGCAGGCUCUAUAUUUGCAAUGGAACCGCAUACGAUCCAUCAAUCAAGGCGUGCCUUGGACCUGGCACAAACUCCAGAAAUUGGACCUGUCAGGGAAUGAAAUCCAAAUGUUGGACCCGAUGGUUUUCCAGUGUAUGCCGAACUUACAAAUACUCAACCUUGAAUCGAACAAGCUCAGCAGCGUGCCUGUGAAGGCCGUGGCAGCGUGGACCUCACUGACCACUGUCAGCCUGGCAGGUAACGCCUGGGACUGCAGCCCCAGCAUCUGCCCUCUCAUGGGAUGGCUCAAAAACUUCAGAGAUCCUAAAGACAUCAGUAUGAUAUGCAGCAGCCCCAAGUCUGUGCAGGGCGAAAGAGUCGUGGACGUGGUGAAGAAUCACUCUACGUGUGUGGACCUUUCUAAUGUUUUCUCAACCACUUCUCUCAUCGUUCUGACGUCCACUCAGGUUGUGAACAUCACAGCUGACCCUGACCUCACAACAGACCCUGGUUCUGAUGCGACAGAUGGAAAGACAACAGAGGCCGCAAACAUGAGCUCCACAUCGGCCAUCUCUCCUGAACCCCCUACAUCAUUAAUCCCAGAACUACACUUUGAACAUAUGGCUUUCCAUAAAAUCAUUGCAGGCAGCGUAGCCCUGUUCCUGUCAGUGGCAUUGAUCCUCCUGGUUAUUUAUGUCUCGUGGAGGCGCUACCCCAACACCAUGAGGCAGCUGCAGCAGCACUCAGUCAACCAUAAGCGCAGGAAAAAGGCCCGUAAGCAGGAGCAGGACCUUAACUCUCAGCUGCAAGAGUACUAUCUGAGCUACCAUUCCAACUCGGAGACAAUGGACUCUUUGGUGAAUGAGUCAAGGCCGUGCACGUGCACCAUAUCAGGAUCCAUCGAAUGUGAGGUCUGA
Anoplopoma fimbria (sablefish) is the source of this 1575-nucleotide messenger RNA. RefSeq names its product leucine rich repeat transmembrane neuronal 4 like 2 (gene lrrtm4l2). Bases 1 to 1575 code for a protein of 524 amino acids. Gene Ontology annotation, molecular function: protein binding. Lineage: Eukaryota; Metazoa; Chordata; Actinopteri; Perciformes; Anoplopomatidae. The transcript has 3 exons. The record is from RefSeq and is a predicted model, not a curated record.